Messenger RNA from Penicillium digitatum Pd1, 876 nucleotides. RefSeq names its product N-terminal L-serine N(alpha)-acetyltransferase NAT4. Gene Ontology annotation, cellular component: nucleus. Gene Ontology annotation, molecular function: protein N-terminal-serine acetyltransferase activity; histone H2A acetyltransferase activity; histone H4 acetyltransferase activity. The record is from RefSeq and is a predicted model, not a curated record. Lineage: Eukaryota; Fungi; Ascomycota; Eurotiomycetes; Eurotiales; Aspergillaceae.
AUGUCGUCCGUGAAAGAAGGCCGAGUGACCAAAUUAAAAGCCAAGAGACCGCGAACCGCAAUCCGACGCGCCUCGAAAAUUCCACUGGUGGAACGGACCAACGCAUUGUCCAUUGGCGACUUCAUCGCCCAAUACGUGACUCCACCCACGCAAACAGAAGAUGCAGCAAAAAAUGAGAAGAUCGAUCGACAAGAUCCACCAAAAGAUCCACCACAAGAUCAAAAUCGGCAGGAUUUGACCCCUACACCCCGCGUGGAUGUCUACUCCGCGGCAACAAUCUCCGCAGUUGAUCUGGAAGCAUGUCUGGAUCUAAUCGAGCAAACCUCAAGCGAAGCAUACAUGGCGUCGCCCACAGGCUGGUCGCGUACCAGGAAGCUAAAGGAGAUGAAGUUGCCGGACAUGAAAUAUUUGAUUUUGCGGGAUACGCCAAAUGGGUUUAGAGAGUCUAGCGGCCAAGUUUCGAAAGACCAGCAGAGCGACGCCACUGACGACAAUGUUUCAUCUCCAUCUCCGAAAAAUGUCAAUAAAUCGAUUUCCUCGUCUAGUACUGCUGCUCCGAACGCGCUCGGCUUUUUAUCUUUUAUGGCCACCUACGAGGAUGGAAAGGAGGUUGUUUACUGCUACGAGAUUCACUUGUCGCCAGCGGCCCGGGGACGGGGCAUUGGGAAGUUGCUUAUGGACCGGAUGGAAGGAAUCGGUCGUGCUGUGGGCUUGGAGAAGUCCAUGCUGACGGUUUUCAAGUCGAAUGAGAUUGCUCGGCGGUUCUAUGAGCGGCUUGGGUAUGAGGUUGAUGAGUACUCGCCCCGACCGCGCAUGUUGCGCAAUGGGACUAUUAAGGAUGUGGACUACUUGAUUCUGUCGAAGAUGUUGAAGUAA